CGAGGCGGAGCGGGGCUCCCGAGCUGCGGGCGGGGGGCCGGGCCGGGAGCACCGGCGGAGGAAGCGGGGCCGCCGGGUGCCCGGGAGGGCGGGCGGGUGCCCGGGCAGGCCCUGAGGAUGUCGGACGGGAUCAUGAGCAAGGCCGCCACCAUGGAGAUCCCCAUCAGCAGCAACGGCGACACGGGCAGCCUGCCAGAGGACGACGGCUUGGAGCAGCUGCCUGUGCUCCUCCCUCCGCUCCAGGACCUGCAGCAGGUGAUGGUAUCGGGGCCCAACCUCAAUGAAACCAGCAUUGUCUCUGGCGGCUACGGGGGCACGGCUGAAGGCAUCAUCCCCACCAGCACCAUCAAAGCCCCUCCAUUUCCAGGCUGUCUUGUCCAACCUCACCCACCCCGAGGACCAUCCGUCUCCCCCAGUGCAUCUGCCGCCAGCAGGAUGGCCAACCAGGCUGGUGCUUCAGCAGGCUCCGGACUGCACCAGCCCCACCCCAGCCCAGCCGUCGGAGGAGAGGAAGUUGUCCGUGGCAUCGCUGUGGAGAAGUUUGACAUUGUCAAGAAAUGGGGUAUCAACACGUACAAGUGUACCAAGCAGCUGAUCUCAGAGCGGUUUGGCCGGGGCUCCCGCACUGUGGACCUCGAGCUGGAGACGCAGAUUGAGCUGCUCCGGGAGACAAAGCGCAAGUACGAGUGUGUGCUGCAGCUCGCACGGGCUCUCACCAACCACUUCUACAGCCUGGUGCAGACACAGCAUGCCCUGGGGGAUGCCUUUGCGGACCUCAGCCAGAAGUCUCCUGAGCUGCAGGAGGAGUUUGGUUACAACGCAGAAACGCAGAAACUGCUCUGCAAGAACGGAGAAACACUACUGGGAGCUGUCAACUUCUUUGUCUCCAGCAUCAACACGCUGGUGAACAAGACCAUGGAGGACACGCUCAUGACGGUCAAACAGUACGAGACAGCCAGGCUGGAGUACGAUGCGUACCGCACAGACCUGGAGGAGCUGAGCAUGGGCCCUCGGGACGCUAGCACCCUGUGCCGGCUGGACGCAGCCCAGAGCCAGUUCCAGAGCCACAAGGACAAGUACGAAAAGCUGCGUGCUGAUGUGGCCAUCAAGCUCAAGUUCUUGGAGGAGAACAAGAUCAAGGUGAUGCACAAGCAGCUACUGCUCUUCCACAACGCCAUCUCUGCCUACUUCGCUGGAAACCAGCAGCAGUUGGAGCAGACCCUCAAGCAGUUCAACAUCAAGCUGAAGACCCCCGGUGCUGAGAAGCCCUCCUGGCUGGAGGAGCAGUGAGCCGCCCCCUCUGCCCCCCGCGUGCUCUGGCUGGGGGCACUAUGGACCUAAAUUCCGACCUCUGCCCGCUGGUGCGGGGCCGGGCCGCGUGCUCGCGGAGUGAGCAGGGGACGCGGCCUGGGCCCUGCUGCAGCUGGGCUUCGCCCACCGGGUAUGGGGGGGCCUGGUUUGGGGGGAGAGUGGGAGGCUUCAAGCGUGGCCCUGGUCCUGCCUGGGGAGAGGAACCCGGAGAGGCCGGGGCUCCCCCGUCCCGCGUCUCCCCCUUGGGGCAGAGCCCAGCCCUGCCCAGCUCAUCCACGCUCCCUUAGCACAGACCGCCGGCAUGACAGCCGGGAGCCCUCCCUGCCUCCUGGCACCCUGGGGGGUAGCAGACCCCUCCCUCACUGGGGACUCGUGCCCCAGACCCCACCGCAUGCCUUGGGUGGGGUGGGACACUCCACAGCUCUCCCUCUGCCUCCCCUGGGACAGGAUGGGGGAGCGUGCCCCCCCGCCACCAGGCCUCCUCUGUGGGGCUCCCCACUCCCUGGGGCCCAGCCCAGGAAUACCCCUGCCCUGCGGCAGAAGUGUUCGUUUCCAAAUGAAGACGAAGCUAUGGAGGGAUGGCACCUGGACGGCCAGGUCCCCUCCCUGGCCCGGGGGGGCUUGUGGCUUCCCAGCCCCCGCGGCUGGCAGCAGGGGCUGCUGCCUUCUCUCCCAGCUUUGGGGUUGCUCCGUCUCCCUCCUGGCUGAUCCCUGGUGUUUCCCAGGUAGCUGCUCUUGCACUCCCUCCCCAGCCGAACUGGGGGCCGCCCCCCCAGCCUCACACUACACUCCCCCAUGUGCAGGGUGAGCCAUGCUGGCUGCUUCCAGGGCCGCGCUUCCCCGGUCUGGUGGGGGGCCCAUCCUGGGGGCUGGGGGGGACCCUGCGCACUGCUGCUAGCAAAGUGUGGGCAGGUGGGUGCUGGGCAGAUGCGGGUCUUCUCGCCACCCUGAUGCUUGGGCCCUGUUGGGGCCACCGGGCUGCAGGGACUUCAACCAAGGACCAAACGCUGGCCGUGUCCCGGGCAGGUGCAUGUGCAUGUCUGUCUGCGUGUGCUAAGGGUGCAUGUGCCGAGGGUGCGUGUGCCAUGCACAGCGGGGCCGGGCCUCAGCCAGCGUCCCAGGGGCCAGAGCUCUGUCCUGCUCCAGCUGAGUGUUGCUUCCAGCCCUGGCCACAUGCAGCACUUGGGCACUUUCUCCUGAGACAAAACAGUUUGUUUUUCUUGCUAAUUUAAUCCCUGGUAAUUUAAUGUCUGGAUCUGACAACCCCCCCCCCCCCCCCCCUUUCCUGGUGAAGGUCUGACUCCCUCUUCCCUCCCAACUUCUGUAAGACUCCAGAAUAAAGCGGUACGGAUCGCU
Molecule: messenger RNA, 2667 nt
Organism: Aquila chrysaetos chrysaetos
Lineage: Eukaryota; Metazoa; Chordata; Aves; Accipitriformes; Accipitridae
Gene: ARFIP2
Product: ADP ribosylation factor interacting protein 2
Exons: 9
Coding region: 118-1290 (390 amino acids)
Biological process (GO): regulation of Arp2/3 complex-mediated actin nucleation; intracellular protein transport
Cellular component (GO): trans-Golgi network membrane
Molecular function (GO): phospholipid binding; protein domain specific binding
Source: RefSeq, a predicted model, not a curated record